AUGACAUUGAGCGGUUGUUUUAUCAAGAAAAUGAAAAGAACUUUAGUUAUAAAACUAGUUAAGUAAAAUUCGAAGUUCUUGAAGCAAAAGCUCUAGAUACCACCAUAGCAAAAAAAUCUUUCAAAAAGUAUAAUCUAGUUGAACUUCAGCAGCUGGGUCAGAGUUUUGAUUUUGUUGUGA
This is a messenger RNA of Stylonychia lemnae, 180 nucleotides long. The record is from the annotation of a GenBank genome assembly. NCBI's taxonomy places the organism in Eukaryota, Ciliophora, Spirotrichea, Sporadotrichida, Oxytrichidae.